This is a messenger RNA of Fraxinus pennsylvanica, 681 nucleotides long. NCBI's taxonomy places the organism in Eukaryota, Viridiplantae, Streptophyta, Magnoliopsida, Lamiales, Oleaceae. The record is from the annotation of a GenBank genome assembly.
AUGAAAACGUUACAUCUAGUUUCCCCUCUCCCUUUUCUUUUCACAGCUUUUCUCUUCCAACUCCAACAAACUCCAGCCCUCCAAUACUCCUCCAGCAGCACCACUACUGCCACUGUUUAUGACCCAACCGCCACCGUCAUGCAGCCAACUCCGGCCACCCCUGUAAACAACACAGAUUUUACCCGCACAAGUUGCGAAACAACACUAUACCCCGAACUAUGCUACAAUUCUCUUGCACGCUAUGCCAAUGUUGUGCAGCAAGAUCCCGGUCGACUAGCACGUAUUGCCAUCAACAUUACCCUAACCGAAGCCGAGCUGAUGCCUGCUUACAUAUCAAAUCUCACACACCAAACUGAGUAUGGAGCAAGAGCUGACCCUCGGGCGGUGAAUGCUCUACACGACUGCUUUACUGUUCUUAGUGAUGCGGUCGAGCAAUUACGUAGCUCGCUCAAGCAGCUCAGCCAGCUGGAAAGCCCCGGCCCGACAUUCUUGUUUCAAGUGAGCAACGUUCAGACGUGGAUGAGUGCUGCCUUGACCAACGAGGAGACAUGCACUGACGGAUUUAGUGACGUUCCCGACACACCGAUGAAAAGUGACGUAUGUGAUCAAGUAGAGAAAGUGAAGGAAAUGACUAGCAAUGCGCUAGCGUUGGUUAAUAAUUAUGUUGCCCGUGAGCUGUGA